UUUCUCUCAUAAUAUCCCCCACAAUGCUUCUUUUUAUCCUCUCUUCUCUCCUCUUCCUGUUCUUUCUCAAAAUAUUUUCCAGUAAAAAUGCAACCAAAAGCUCACGCACGAAGCAUCUCCCACCGGGUCCCAAAAAGCUGCCAUUCAUUGGGAAUUUACACCAUUUCAUUGGCUCACUACCUCACCUUCGCUUGAGUGACCUGGCCAAAACAUAUGGACCCAUCUUCCAUCUCCAGCUCGGUGAGCUCUCGGUCGUGACGGUUUCUAAUCCUAAACUGGCGAACAAGUCCUCAAGACCCAUGAGCUCACCUUCGCACAACGCCCGACAUUCGUGUUCAUGGAGAUGGCCAUUUACCCGAACAUGAUCUUCUCGCCCUACGGCGAAUAUUGGAGGCAAAUGCGCAAGAUUUGCGUCACAGAGCUCCUGAGCGCACCCCGCGUCCGGUCUUUUAAAUCCAUUAGAGAAGAGGAGGCGCGUGGUUUGGUUGAUAACAUGCGGUCAUUGUCCUGUUCGCCAUUCAAUCUAAGCGAGAAAAUCUUCGCUUUCUCGAAUAGCAUAAUUUCCAAGGCGGCUGUCGGCAGAAGGUGCAAGCAACAAGAGGCAUUCAUCGCGUUGCUUAAAGAGUCGGUCGCGUUGACCGGUGGCUUUGGCGUGGCUGAGAUUUUUCCGUCGCUCAAAAUUCUAACCCGCCUGAGCAGGAUGAAAUCGAAACUAGAUAUGUUGGUGGGGAAGAUGGACAAGAUCUUCGAUAGCAUCAUCGAAGAACAUAAGAUGGAAAUAGAUCGAUCCUCGAGAAUUAACGAGGAUGAUGCGUUGGGCGGAGGAGAAGAUAUUCUUGAUGUGCUCUUGAGACUUGAGCAGUCCAAGGAGGUCGGGUUUCAUCCGACUGUCGAUGAUAUUAAAGGUCUCAUUCUGGAAUUAUUUGGGGCUGGGAGCUACAGUUCAUCGGCAACCGUGGAGUGGACGAUGUCAGAACUAAUCCGAAACCCGGAAGUGAUGGCCAAGGCACAGGCCGAGGUGAGACAAGCCCUAAAAGGAAAGCAUCAUGUAGAAGAAUCGGACCUCAAUGAGCUCAAGUACUUGAAAUCGAUCAUCAAAGAAACCCUGAGGCUCCACCCUCCGGCCCCUUUGAUUCCUAGGGAAGCGAUUGAAGAAGCCGAAAUCGAUGGGUACAGAGUACCUGUAAAUUCCCGGAUCAUCGUCAAUGCGCUGACGCUAGGAAGAGACCCCGAUUACUGGACCGACUCAGAGAAGUACGAGCCGGAGAGGUUCCUCGAGUCCUCGGUGGACUUCAAAGGGACGGACUUCCAAUUUCUUCCUUUUGGGUCCGGUAGGAGGUCGUGCCCUGGCACUGCAUUCGCCUAUGCGAACAUAGAGCUCCUGUUGGCGUCGUUUUUGUACCAUUUUGACUGGAAGCUGCCCAAUGGGAAGGCCCCAGAGGAGCUCGACAUGACGGAGACUUUCGGGAUGGUGGUCAAGAGAAAGAACGACUUGAAUGUGCGUCACUGCGAUGCUGCUGCUCUUGAUGCGAUUGUAAAUGAGGAUCUUGUGGAGGCCAAUGUUAUUGUGAAUGCAAUUGGAGAGGCCGGUGCCGUCGACGAACUCGUAGAUCAUGAAGAUGCUAUCACCAAAGAUGAUGUCCUUGAAGAGGCGCACGUUGAUCUUGCGCCUGAACUUAUUUUGGAAGAUGAUGACGUCCUCGCCAUGGAAGGAGCAACUCCAGGGGGAGGAGCAGCAGGGCUUGGCAAUGAAGUUCUUGGUGGCGAGCAAAGUUUGGAAAAAUUGCAAAUGAUGGAAUUGUUCGAGAAGGAGGGGCGAAAGUUGGAGAAGAAGGUGUUGUUAGAGAGGGUAUUGAUAUUGCUAGUAUGA
Eucalyptus grandis is the source of this 1870-nucleotide messenger RNA. Its product is annotated as cytochrome P450 CYP71D312. The transcript is spliced from 5 exons. NCBI's taxonomy places the organism in Eukaryota, Viridiplantae, Streptophyta, Magnoliopsida, Myrtales, Myrtaceae. The coding region runs from base 338 to 1870 and encodes 510 amino acids. The record is from RefSeq and is a predicted model, not a curated record. Gene Ontology annotation, molecular function: iron ion binding; monooxygenase activity; oxidoreductase activity, acting on paired donors, with incorporation or reduction of molecular oxygen.